This is a messenger RNA of Psylliodes chrysocephalus, 303 nucleotides long. NCBI's taxonomy places the organism in Eukaryota, Metazoa, Arthropoda, Insecta, Coleoptera, Chrysomelidae. The record is from the annotation of a GenBank genome assembly.
AUGGAACAAAACUCUGAUCCGGAAGUGAGUGUGGAAUACUGUAACAAGUGUGGGUAUUUGAAUAAGUUUCAAGAAUUAGUUGAGCAUCUGGAGGAAAAGCAUCCUUCUCUAAAAGUAAUAGGAAGGGAAGGUCGUAGAGGUUCUUUUGAAGUUGCAGUAAACGGAACGGUGGUCCACUCAAAAUUGUCUACGUUGGCUUACCCAGAUUAUGAGGAUUUAUCAAAAAUAAUUUUAGAAACUAAAGAAGGAAAGAGCGUUCGAAAAUGCAAGGAACAGCCAAUAACUAGUUGCUCUUUGUCCUAG